UCCUUAGGCAUUAUUUCCGUUCCUUUGUUUUGUAUUAUUUUCUGAUUCCGGUUUUCGUCACACAUCUUUUCUGGGUAGAAAUUCAGCUAUUGCGAGAAUGUGGUAAAAUGUGAAGAACUCAUUGAGGUGAGUCGCCUCUACUCUUGUAUAUAUCGUAGCUUACCGCUUCAAGCCAACUCAAUUCUAUUUCGCAGUUGUACCAGACAGAUUGUUCUGAAGUUUCAUCUAGCCUUUUCAAUCCGCCAUGGCGAGCAGUGCGCAAUCUGACCACUACGAACCUUUUCAAUCAGCCACGAUGAAUAGUGCGCAAUUUGACCACCAAGUGACAAAUCCAAACAGUGGAAGAAAGAAAGCAAAAAUGUGUACAGAUGUUAUUGAUUCAGAAGCUGCUCUUUUGGAAGAGUUACAAAAGAUGGAUCAGAAGGGAACUCUUAUUGAUAUCAGACACGUUGAAGGCAUUCUUCAAAAAGCCCCGUUGUACAAGUACUCCGACACGGUGAAAAUGAAAUUGUAUUUUCAUCUCGGAAAAGCGUAUUACGUGAGCAGAGACUUUGACGAAGCAAUUCAACACUUCAAAGAACAUCGAGUCAUUGCUAGAAGAAAUAGUAACAAAGAAGAGGAGCAGCUAGCUUGUACAAACCUAGGCCGCUGCUAUGACGGCUUAAGCAAGUAUCAAAAAGCAAUCGAAUACCACAAAAUAAGCUUGAAAAUUGCCAAAGGUAGAGCUGACAAAUAUGGAGAAAGAUGUGCUUACACAAAUCUGGGUGGGGCUCUUGAUAAAUUGGCCGAUUUCAAAAAGGCACUUGAGAAUCAUGAAAGAAGUCUUCAAAUCGCUAGAGAUAUAGGCGACAGACAAGGAGAAGGGGAGUGCUAUUGUAACAUGUCAAAUGUACACUUAAAGAUGGGAAAUCUACAAAUAGCGUUUAAAUAUGCCCAACAUGCUUUAGACAUCGCUGUAGAGGUAGGUGAUAAGCGUGGUGAAGGGAGGGCCCGUGGAAGCCUUGGAAAUGCCAGCAAUAUUCUUGGAAAUCCGACCGAUGCUGAAGAACACUUAUUGCGGCAAUUGCAAAUCGCUGAGGAGCUACACGAUCCAUAUAGUGAAAUGGAGGCUUACAGAAACUUGAGCAGUUCUUAUUUUACAUGGGAUAAACACUGCCUCAAACGUUAUAACCAGAAGUACUUAGAUAUCGCGAAAGAACUCCAAGAUAAACAUGCUGAAGCCAAAGCCUAUGCCCACGAAGGAAGGAAUUGUCUAUCAAACGGACAGUUCAAAGAAGCUAUUGAGCAUCAAAAGAGAGCCUUGGUUGCUGCUAAAGAGCUUGGAGACAGACGCUUUGAAGGAGAUGUGAAUAGAAACCUCGGCAUUUGUUAUCAAUACGUGGGAAAAUAUCAAAAAGCACAAUCAUACUUUCAGGAAUGUCGAGAAAUUACCAAAACCAUUGAAGAUAAAAUUGCACAAGCAGAUGUUCUGCAGAGGUUAGGAAAUAUUUAUUUAAUUCAAGGGAGAGAAGAUAAAGCUAUCGAUAAAGCUAUCGAAUACUUUGAAUCAAGUUUGAGAAUUGCAGAAUUAACAGGGUUUAAAAAACAACAAGCACGAGCCUAUGGAGGCUUAGGAAAAUGCUACGAAAGGAAAAAAAAUUACGAUGUCGCUGUGGAGAAUCAUAAGAAAGAUCUAGAAAUUUCUGUACAGAUCAAGCAUGCAGUUGGAGAAAGUAAAGCUCGUGAACACAUAGGUAGAGCAUACCUUUUCUUGAAGAAAUACAAAGAAGCACAAGAAUACUGCGAAAAAAGUUUACAAAUCGCAUUACAAAGAGACGACAGGCUGGUAAAAGCGUCUGCCUGUUUGAGGUUAGGUAUUUGUUGGCAUAAUAUCAGCAUGCAGCUUAAAGAAGAAGGCGAUGACAGGGGAUGAAAUCAUCAUCAUUCCAGAUGGACCUCUGUUCAAAGUUCCUUUUGCAGCCUUACGCAAUCCACGAACGAAAAAGUACUUGUCAGAAAACAAGCGCAUUCGACUUGCUCCGUCCCUCAAAACAUUGAAAAUUCUGCAAGAACCCCGUUCAGUGGAUGUUCAUAACAAAGCGAAAGGUGCUCUCAUCGUUUGAGAUCCCGACGUCACUGGUGAAAGAAUGCUUGGAGACAAGAAAAAGUAUUUCAGCCAACUGCCCGAAGCGCGGCAAGAAGCGGAAAGAAUUGCUGAAGUUCUUGGAGUGACUCCAUUGACAGGCUCUCAAGCAACCAAACAGGCUAUCAAGACGCGACUUCAAGAAGGUGUUGCAGUGGUUCACUUUGCUGCACAUGGUGAUGCAGAAAGAGGGGGUUCUCAGCCCAAACAUUGAUCAGCUCGAAGCAGGAAAAGUCCCAGACGAAAAAGACUACUUACUGACUAUCAACGAAGUGCAGGAGAUUGGUCUACGUGCUAAACUAGUCGUAUUGAGUUGCUGUUACAGUGGGCGUGGUGAAAUCAAGUCAGAGGGUGUAGUUGGAAUGAGUCGAGCUUUCUUUGCAGCGGGUGCGCUUGCUGUAGUCGCAUCCCUAUGGGCCGUGGAUGACCUUGGCACUAGAGUCUUCAUGGAAAAGUUCUAUGGUCACUUGAAGCGCGGAGAGAAAGCAAGCGUAAGCCUUCAGCAAGCAAUGAAGGAAAUGCGUGACAUAGAGCGUUACAGUAAGCCUAAUUACUGGGCUCCUUUCUUCUUAAUCGGUGAGGACGUUACAAUUGAUGUGAGUGAAGAAAGUAGUGUGAAUUAAUUAUCUGUGAUACACUUAUCAAUUGCACUUAUCAAUAGAAGAUUUUUGUACUAAUUUAGAUAAUGUUGUUAGCAAACAAUUUUGCGGAUAUAUAAAGCAGUGCAAUAACAUGGAUAUUUCAUUAUAGAUUGCACUAAAACGAAAUAGACCUAAUCGGCUAACACGUUGCUACAAACGUUUCCACCCAACUCAAACCAYCCGGGAUACGUUUUCAUUGUUCGUCAUAUUUUUAUUUCACAGUUAAAUUCUUAGAAACAAAAGUUCUUUUUCCCAGUGGAUUUGAAUUGGGUGGUAACGUACAUGGUAACGCGUUAACGGCCUUAAGGACUAAGACCCCUUUGAUGACGCAACGGUUUUAUAUGCAGUCCAAAGCGAAAGAUUUACAAAUAAGACCCCUUUUCAGCUGCAACUUCUCAUAUAUAUAUUCAAUAAUGUCUGGAAAACACUUUUGUAUUUUAAAUCAGUUUUAAUUUCAGUACCAUUUGUGUUGGAAAAGUAGGGAAAUUGUUUUGAAUCCUUUCCAGGAAGCAUAGGCUUUUCCAUGUCAAUAAUAAUACUGGUUCUCCUUUAGUGGGCAUUUUGUUUCCAUGGAGAGGUCCAUGUCCCGUAUUCUGUGCUUCCCCUUAGCUAUGGACCUCUCUCCUUUCCAGUGACGAUUGAACGACCAACAAUCAUUUCGGUCUUGGAAUUCACUAUUUUCAGUGAGUAUUUAACGUUUUCUGAAAUGUAUACAAAAUUAAUUUUUCAAUUAAACUAAUAAAAUAUAUUCAAAGUUUCAAAGAUUUUCAGUUAAAUAGAACAGCAUUAUAACACAAAAUGAAAAGGCAACAUGAAAAUUACAUCAAUAGUACAAUGUCAUACUGUUGUCCCUUCUCUGCUUGCUGUUCAGAUUCUAAGUAGAGUUUGAUAUUUGUUACUUAUGCCGAUAAGAGCAAUGAUUGUUCCUAAAACGACUUUCGUGCAACCAUGAACCUUUGCGAUUGUUUCUUUUGUUUUAAAAAUGAUCUCUUGUUGAAAGGUGCUUUCUGGUUGGUUCCGAAAAUCAAAGAUGGCGACUUUUCGUGUAUGAUUAAAUCACGCAAAGGUUCUGAGAUGCACGUGGUUAUUUAAGAAGCUUUAUGCGCGGCGCCUCGUCUUUAUUCUUUAUUUGAGUACUAAGGAGAUUUCUCAAGUUGGAUAUCGCAUGAGUAAAAAGUAAUCCAGGCUAAGCAUUUGUAUUUAGAAUGUAUGUAAUAUAUACAAUAUGAGCGGCCGACUGUAUUGGGAAAUUGUUCUACAGUGGGAUUAUGUAACCAUAGCUAGGUAAUAAAGCAGUUAUUGUUUUCUUUUCCACGGACCGUAUGUCGCAUAAUUUUGCCUUCAGUUAGCGUUCAUCAUGCACUCAGAACAAGCUCGAGAAUUAUGGCUAACUUUAGAAAACCRAAAGACAAGAACGAAGACGAAAAUUGGCUGCAGGAUUCUUAUAGUAACAUCAAACAUACCAUAAAAUGGAGUGAAUUUUUUACGAGUGGCAACAAGCAAGGGAAGAAAAUUAACACUCAGUAACAAACGAGAGCGUUGGCCGGGUUUGGCUGUGAUAUCSAUAAUGUGCAAAAUCUUGACAAGAAGCUGAAGGAAAUGAAACCAACGACGUUGAACUCUCUAAAUAUUCUUGGUUAACAAAAGUUCGUCGGAGAGUUAUUGCCAACAAAAGUGGCGUACAAUAUUUAUCAAAAUCUAUAUAUUUGUGAUUGUUCCCGGCCUUAACAGGCUUCUACAAAACGUAGAGGCAGAAAAUUCAUUUAACCUUCUCAAGAAAAAUGAUCGUAAAUGUAAAUACGUGCAAUUUUGACUAUUCAUUUUGCUAGAUCGAUGUCUAUCAGCAUUUUAUAUUUUUUUCAAUAGCAGGCUAACAGAUCUAAUAGUAUUCUAUAUCAAAAUACAGAAUACUAAUCGAUCUAUUAAAAAUACAGAAUACUAAUAGAUCUAUUAUUAUUAUUUAUUAUUAUUAUU
Messenger RNA from Exaiptasia diaphana, 4737 nucleotides. RefSeq names its product tetratricopeptide repeat protein 28. Gene Ontology annotation, molecular function: protein binding. The coding region runs from base 245 to 1912 and encodes 555 amino acids. The transcript is spliced from 6 exons. The record is from RefSeq and is a predicted model, not a curated record. NCBI's taxonomy places the organism in Eukaryota, Metazoa, Cnidaria, Anthozoa, Actiniaria, Aiptasiidae.